UUCCUUUGUAUUAUAGUGGGACAUAAUUAAGAACAAAGGAAGUCUUCUUCUAGCCACUAGCCUCAUCAACCUGUCUUCAAAAGACAAAUGGAAGUCAUUAGACGACCUUAAAACUGUAUACAGAUUAAAACUUGAAGAACCGGAGUGUAUUAAGUACUGGACAGAAGACAGGUGGUUUGGCUUGCAGCGUGUCCAAGGGGCCAACCCUGUUCUUAUCUCACAAUGCAAGGAAAUCCCUUCAAAGUUUGGUCUGGAAGAUGGUAUGAUAGAACCUUUCCUGGAGGGUUUGACCUUAGAACAAGCUUUAGCUGCUAAACGGGUGUUUAUAAUUGAUCUCGAGAUUCUCAAGAACUUGCCUUGCAAAAAUGCUCGAUUGUUGGUAGCUCCAAUUGCCCUCUUUUUCCUCAAUGAGAAAAAAGAAUUAAUGCCCAUCGCCAUACAACUCUUUCAAGACAAGGCCUCUGAUAACCCUGUUUUCUUACCAAGUGAUCCUCAGUAUACCUGGCUGUUGGCUAAGAUCUUCUACAACAACGCUGAUGCCACCUAUCAUCAGUCAUGUACUCAUUUAGGUUUCACCCACUUGCUGAUGGAGGGCGUUGUGGUGUGUGCACACAGGAAUAUGUCACCUUCUCACCCUCUUUUUAAACUCAUGGCACCUCAUUUCUUGUAUCUUCUAGCUAUUAAUGCACGAGGGUUGCAGAAGUUGAUCAAUGAAAAUGGAUGGAUUGACAUGACCAUGACUGUUGGUCGGUGUGGAAUGUUUGAUCUUAUUAAAAGAGGCUUCAAGCAGUGGCGAAUGGAUGUCCAUGGUAUCAUACCUAACGACUUUAAGGCGAGAGGGGUUGAUGAUCCGACUGUUCUUCCAAACUACCCAUACAGAGAUGAUGCUACUGCUAUUUAUAAAGCCAUCCACAACUAUGUAACCAAAGUUGUUCAGUUUUACUAUGAUAGUGCAGAGAAGGUUAUUAACGAUGACGAACUCCAAAGCUGGCGAGAAGAAUUGGUUUUGAGUAGAGACGAGGGGGGUGUUGGUUUAAUGGGUGUUCCAGGUGAAAAUGGAAAAUUCACUACAGUCGAUCAAGUUAUUGACGUAGUGAGCGUAAUUAUUUCAAUUUGCAGUAUCGGCCACGCUUCAGCGAAUUUUCAGCAAUAUGCAGAAUAUGGUUUCCCGCCAAAUUAUCCUGGAAUAAUGUGUGGAGAAAUUCUUCGAGACAAGAAACCUCGUACUCUCAAGGAUGUACUGAAGACACUGCCAAACAAGGAAACAACUCUGGAUAUAAUGGUUAUCACCAAACUACUUAGUGCUCGGGGAACCAAAUCUCUCGGAGACUUUGAGGUGAAGUAUUUGUAUCACCCAACGUGUGUCAAAGCCGCAGAAGAAUUCUGCGCGGAACUGAAAAUAAUCAGUGCAAAAAUAAAAGCUCGAAACCAAACCCUGGAAUUUCCAUACCCAUGGCUGGAUCCUGAAAUUGUUCCAAAUUCUAUAAGUAUCUAAAUACUUAAAAACUCUAAAACAAAGUUGUGAAAUUAUUUUAGUAAUACACCAAUAAUUUACAAACAAAAAAAACGUACAUAACAUCACAGUUUUAAACUUUCAAAAGUAUUUCUUAAGAAUAGACUUGUUCAACUCGAUACAGCUCGGAUAUCGUUCUGAUGAUAAAACAAAUGUUGUUUGUUAUUUUUACCAGUGAACUAAAUAUUUCUUGUCCUUUAGGGUACACUUGUUAUAUAUCAUUACUGAUUCUAUUAGCAAAGGUGUUUUUACUAGUGAGAGCAACUUCAGCUAACUUAGUGAAUUGUACUAAGCUGAACUGUUCCUAUUAUUGUUUCUGAUGAUCUUUGUUGUUGUUGAUAUCCUCACCAUUCAACUUACCUGAUAGAAAUUGGCCUGAAAUUCGGCACACGUAUACCACCUUAUAUCAAAAACCUCGUUUGUGUGACAGAUAGCCCCUCAAUCAGUAUACGCAGAAGACUACUUUAAUAUUGCAUUCCUGCUAAUCCUAAUGGUUACUACCUGUUUAAAAACAUAUAUAAAAUAGAGGGGACAAUGUGGCACCUAAUUCUUCUUUUUAUGCAUCUUUCUUUGAUAUAAAUUUGCUUCUAAAGAAACACAAAACCUAACUGCCCUAAACUUGUAAAUCAGUUGCCUCUAUCAAUUUGCACAAAGGUUACGUUUUAAUAAGUUUUCUACUUUAUUAACUUCUGAUCUUAAGAGAAAGUUUUACGUAGAAGCUGCUCUUUAUGGUGUCCUUAAGUUUUUUAAAGAUUUUGUCUAAAGACUUAUUCUACACAGAACACUGGUCACUAAAACCACCCUUUUUAUAUUAAAAAAGAACUAAAUUCUCUAGUGGCUUAACUAAAUAUGUCUAAGCAAGUUUUUUUAACCAUGACCAUUAUAUUUCCUAAAGCUUCUGAAAGUAUGACUACACUGCUUGUUUAAGCUACUGAAGCCAUGUCUACUCUAUUUGGUUAAGCAACUGAAGCCAUGACUGCUCUGUUUGAUUAAGCUACUGAAGCCAUGUCUACUCUAUUUGGUUAAGCUACUGAAGCCAUGACUACUCUAUUUGGUUAAGCUACUGAAGCCAUGACUGCUCUGUUUGAUUAAGCUACUGAAGCCAUGUCUACUCUAUUUGGUUAAGCAACUGAAGCCAUGACUGCUCUGUUUGAUUAAGCUACUGAAGCCAUGACUGCUCUGUUUGAUUAAGCUACUGAAGCCAUGUCUACUCUAUUUGGUUAAGCUACUGAAGCCAUGACUGCUCUGUUUGGUUAAGCUACUGAAGCCAUGACUGCUCUGUUUGAUUAAGCUACUGAAGCCAUGUCUACUCUAUUUGGUUAAGCUACUGAAGCCA
Limulus polyphemus (Atlantic horseshoe crab) is the source of this 2849-nucleotide messenger RNA. RefSeq names its product arachidonate 12-lipoxygenase, 12R-type-like. NCBI's taxonomy places the organism in Eukaryota, Metazoa, Arthropoda, Merostomata, Xiphosura, Limulidae. Gene Ontology annotation, molecular function: metal ion binding; oxidoreductase activity, acting on single donors with incorporation of molecular oxygen, incorporation of two atoms of oxygen. Gene Ontology annotation, biological process: lipid oxidation. Bases 263 to 1495 code for a protein of 410 amino acids. The record is from RefSeq and is a predicted model, not a curated record. The transcript has 13 exons.